CAGGUCUCGCGCUGUCCGCACUCGUGAAACAAAAAAAACACAAACCAAAACACCCGGGUUUUCUGGGAAGACACGGCUCGCCUUCACUUUUUUGGGGACAGAAUCGCCAUGGAUGCCUUGAGAGCAGUCGCCUUUUACACGCUCUUCAUUUUCCUUUGGAGUUUACCGUAUUGCCAGUCAGCUGCGCUUAUAUCUCAGAAAAAGAGCACGCAUGAUAGACAAAGGUCACACAACUUUCUUAAAGAGAUUUUCGCAUCCUCUCCGGGAGCGGGUCGUGUGGAUGAUUUAAAGGACCCGGUUGUGCCUCACGAUUACAUGAUCUCCAUAUACAGGACUUACUCCGCAGCUGAAAAACUGGGGCUCAAUGCAAGUUUUUUUCGCUCUUCAAAGUCUGCAAACACCAUAACGAGUUUUGUUGACAGGGGAAAAGACAAUCUCACGCUCUCUCCUUUGCGAAGACAAACGUAUCUGUUUGAUGUCUCAACUCUCUCAGACAAAGAGGAGCUGGUCGGUGCUGAAUUAAGGAUAUAUCGUAAAGCGCCCGGGGAUGUCCAAACGUCCCCAUCAGGAGACUACACUCUUCAUCUACUCUCGUGUCGAUCAGAGAGGCCACUGGCUUCCAGAUCCCUUGAUCUUCAGGAUUCCCGGAAAGCAGAAUGGGAGGUUCUGGACGUUUGGAGAAUUUUUAAAAACAGACACCAAGGGAAUCAGCUUUGUCUGCAGCUCAAGGUUACGCAUAGCAAAUCUGACACCGAAAUCGACCUAAAUCAACUGGGUUUCCACCGGCACGGCCGAACGCAGCAAGAAAAAGCCAUAUUGGUGGUCUACACGCGGUCUAGGAAAAGAGAAAACUUGUUUAAUGAGAUGAAAGAGAAGAUCAAGUCUCACAGAGAAGACGACAAGGAUGAGGAGAGCGCGCUGCAGUUUAAAGCGCGGCGCAGGCGGAGAACUGCGCUCAAUAAUCGCCACGGGAAACGGCAUGGCAAAAAGUCCAAAUCGAGAUGCAGCAAAAAGGCACUGCAUGUCAAUUUCAAAGAGCUGGGAUGGGACGACUGGAUCAUCGCUCCGCUCGAUUACGAAGCAUACCACUGCGAGGGCGUGUGCGACUUCCCACUGAGGUCGCACCUGGAGCCGACCAACCACGCCAUCAUUCAGACGCUCAUGAACUCCAUGGACCCCAACAGCACGCCGCCGAGCUGUUGCGUGCCCACAAAACUCAGCCCUAUAAGUAUACUAUACAUAGACUCAGGCAACAACGUCGUGUACAAACAGUACGAGGACAUGGUGGUAGAACAGUGUGGCUGUAGGUAGCGAAUCACACACGAGGGUUUGGCACCAAGGCAUAAAACACUUGAACGAUGCGUAAAGACGCGCUUGAGCCGCACAAACUGCGCAUUCUCACUUAUGCAAAAGGGAUUCUUCAGUAGAGAAAUUUUUGACGAUUUAAAAGAUUUCCACAGGCCACUGUUCAUGGUUGUGCCAUGAGCUUGUGUACAGUUUCUCUAGACUUGGAAAACAAUCUUGCAUUAGAAGGUUUGUUUUUCCGUACGCAUGCUGGGUUUCUUUUUGUAAUUAUGUGUUCAAAAAAACCUAGUAUCUCUUUAACGUGUCGUCUCUCGGACGAGGCAGGCAGAAGAAACGCCAGAUUUAGUGCGUGACCGUCUGGACAGGAUUCACUGAGGAUUGUGUUACACUAUUAUCUCCGUGCACUCAGAAGAAUGUGGAGACGGGCACCUGUUCAAACUCAUCUGCUAGUUAUAUGGAUAAUAUACUGUAUGGUAUAUGGAUAAUGAAUGAGCAAAACGCAAAACCACUGGUGCUUAAUCAAGUCAUAUUCAGCUUUUGGGGAAUGUAGUACCAAACAGUAAAUAAGGCAUAACGAGACUGACUGAAGAAUUAUUAUUUUUUCUUUUCUUCCCCCCCCCCCCCCUUUUUUUUUGAGAAGUGCCUGUGCUUUUUUGUAUGUAACCUAGGUAAAAAUACACACAAUGUCAUUUUGUACUUUCUGCGAAGACAAAAAAUGGAAAUCCAUCAACGUUUGUAUCUUCCACAACUGCACUUCCGCAACUGUCCAAGAAGUCUGGAAGAAGCGUUUUUCCCUAACGACUGUCAAGUUUUAAAAAAAGAGACUUGAGAGCGAGAUUAUAUUUAAAUGCACAUUAGCUUUGAAUGCACUGUUGUACAUUUUAUGAGCUGUAAAUAUUUGUAAAGUAAAUCCUAAAGUGCAACGUAUGAAGAAAUGCAAACCCACGUUUCUUUGUUAAUGUACAUUUAUAAAUGCACUCAAAUCGCUAUAAUUUCUAUUCUAUAAUUAUUUUAUUAUUUGUGAUGUACAGAGUUUCAUGAUAAUCGUGUGUUUCUUACGCUGAUAAAACAAAUUUAAUUUAAAAUGUAUUCAUCAUUGCUGAGGGUGGAAAUGCCAUUAUCGAUGUCUACCUCAUAAUUGCAUAGAAUCUACGUUCUGAGGUGCAUUCAGCUAGAGUGUA
Messenger RNA from Carassius gibelio (silver crucian carp), 2486 nucleotides. Its product is annotated as growth/differentiation factor 6-A-like. Gene Ontology annotation, cellular component: extracellular region. Gene Ontology annotation, biological process: BMP signaling pathway; SMAD protein signal transduction. NCBI's taxonomy places the organism in Eukaryota, Metazoa, Chordata, Actinopteri, Cypriniformes, Cyprinidae. The record is from RefSeq and is a predicted model, not a curated record. The transcript is spliced from 2 exons. Gene Ontology annotation, molecular function: cytokine activity; growth factor activity. The coding region runs from base 109 to 1311 and encodes 400 amino acids.